Protopterus annectens (West African lungfish) is the source of this 3385-nucleotide messenger RNA. Its product is annotated as proteasome subunit beta type-9-like. Bases 101 to 751 code for a protein of 216 amino acids. Gene Ontology annotation, cellular component: proteasome core complex. NCBI's taxonomy places the organism in Eukaryota, Metazoa, Chordata, Ceratodontiformes, Protopteridae. The transcript is spliced from 6 exons. The record is from RefSeq and is a predicted model, not a curated record. Gene Ontology annotation, molecular function: threonine-type endopeptidase activity.
CCACUAGUAAGCGAUCCAUGCAUAUCAUCAAGCUGGACAGCUCCUGGCAGUCAGCAACUCACCACUAAUCGUUUACGUAGAAGAAAGCUUUGUAGAGAUCAUGGACGAGGCGCCGGAUUCCGAGUGGAUAACUGCCGAAGUCAGCACCGGGACAACCAUUAUUGCUGCAGAAUUUGAUGGAGGAGUGGUCAUUGGCUCAGACUCAAGGGUGACAGCAGGGGAAGCUAUUGUGAAUCGUGUGAUGGACAAAGUGUGCCGACUCCAUGACAAAAUCUACUGUUCUCUCUCAGGCUCAGCUGCAGAUGCACAGGCUAUCGUAGAUAUUAUAAGCUACCAAAUGGAGCUGCACGGUGUUCACAUGGGACAGCCACCUCUUGUUCGAGCUGCUGUAACCUGUGUUAAAGAUCUCUGCUACAAAUACAAGGAAGAACUGUCAGCCCACCUACUUAUAGCAGGGUGGGACCACAAAUACGGUGGACAGGUUUACGGCACCCUUGGAGGUAUGAUGAUCAGACAGCAGUUUGCUAUAGGUGGCUCAGGAAGCAGUUAUAUUUAUGGCUUUGCUGAUUCUACCUUUAAACCAGGGAUGACAAAAGAAGAAUGCCUCAAAUUUGCAAAAUGUGCUCUUGCUCUGGCAAUGAACAGAGAUGGGUCCAGCGGUGGAGUCAUUUACCUAGUAACAAUUACCAGUAAAGGAGCAGAAGACAUGAUUAUCACAGGCAAAGAUAUCCCUCAAUUUUAUGAAGACUGAAUGAAACAUUCUAAUUUCUUGGAUCAAAAUCAGAACAGUCCAUCUCUAUAUUUUUUCAUUAAAAUAUGUUAUUAAUUCUGUGAAUGUAUUGGUCAAACACUACCACCAACUAUACUAUAGCUUAAAUGUAGCUGGGUGAUUGACUGUUACUGAGCUGUACAAAAAACUUUAAUUCUGUGACCUGUUGUAGCCAGAGGUUACAAAUGUUGUAUCAUCUUUUGUCUUCUUACCAAGAUUUAUGGACUUUGGGAGUAGAUGUUUAAAAUUUUGAGUUUUUGGGUGAGGGCACAGGGUCCUGCAAGAGAAAUCUGAAUUCUUUCUUUUGGAAGUUUUAGCUGAAGUCAGCAAUGGUGAAGAAUUUUUCUUUCUUAUUAUAUGGAAGAAUAGUUGGGGAAGAUUAUACUUUGAAGAAAACUGUAUGUGAAAUGAGUUGCAAAAGAUAAAUGUGUAAAGAAGCACUUUAUCAGCACACUUUAUAAUGAACAGAAUAUUAGUUUGAAUUCAGUUUAUACUUCAAGAGUGUAUACGAAAUAGGUAUUUAGAUAUCACAAGGUCUGUCACCCAACAGUCUGUCUUCAGAUGACUGUCAGCCAUGGAAAACUGGCUUCUCCUUAUUUUCAUUCUUUUUUUUAAUUGACUAGGGCUUGAGCGUAAUUAAUCCUUUGAAGCUGGUAUUCAGAGCUGUGCCUGGCUCAUCUAGCACCACAUGACAUUCCCUGAUCUCACAUCUGUCACCUCUUAGCUGAAGAGCAAAAAAAGGUCCAUUCUGAAAUCUGGUGCUCUUCAGGUCACUACAUCUCUUCUAAGGAGAAGCGCUAGGUCCUUUUUGCCUAUCCCAUUUGUUCUGGGGAGGAGCGCUAUCUCAAAGUGAACAAGAAAAAAAAUAAAAAUAAAAAACUGGAGCAAACUGCUUGCUGCAACUUCACAAGUGAAGCACUGAAACAAGUGUUUCACUCCUGAUGGCAGAAGCAGUAGCCAUAACAGAAAUGAAUGUGAGUACUGCAAUCGCUGACCCUAAUACUUUCAUCAGGGGCAGCUGCUCCCUUCAGCCCACCUUAGCUACGCUUCUUCUGGUAUUGAUAAAAUCAUGCUGCUCUUAAGCCAUGGCAUAUGCACAGCAGAAUCAGUGAGGAAGUUAAGCUGCAAAAGAUAAUGAUCUGUACUCUGGGUACCCUAGAAAGGAAGGGAGAAUUGGAGUAACUGGAUGGGCCAUUAUAUCCCUGUCUGUCACCAGUUUCUGUUAGUAUACCAAGUAUUUGAAACUGCUGUCUAAUAAUCUUCAGUGUUCACUUGACUGGUUUAUUGGAUUGCAAACAUAUUGCCUUUCUCAGGAAACCUACUGUUUAUCUGUGGUCAGUUGACUGAGGCCCACACUAUCACCACUGCAAGAUUGGCAGCAUCUUGUAAAGGUGGUUAGACUAAGAGAAAAAGUGUGAAAAUGAGAGCUGUUUUUUUUUUUACUUUCCUCAUCUUCUCCAUGUUUGUGCAAUUUGUUGAUCUGUCAGUAUGCACAAGCAUUAUAGGUGAUUGAUGCAGAUACAUCAGAAACGUAACAUAAAAUUCAGUGAAUCAAAACUACAACUGAUCUCAAAAAUUUAUUUUUAUGAUCAGUAAAUCACACACUUUGUCCAAGUAAUGAUAGUGUUAUAAGGAUGUUUCCCAAUGUGAGGUAUAGGAUUGGGGUUAGAGUCAGGUACAGUGGUUAGGGUUAAUGCACAUUAGUAAGGAUGUGAAGAGGGGCUAAUUGUACAUUCAUAAGUAGGAACAAUUGCGAGCCAAAUAUUCACCCACUGAGAUGCCUCAUGCUAAAAACCUUGUAGUCAUCCUUAUGUCCUUACUGUUGUGUCAAAACUCCAAAGUAGCUGACUGCAUCCUGUGAUGGUACAAUAGUCAGCAAAAACAAAUUUGGAAUUGAUGGUGUGUCUCUGUUCCUGAAUGUCUGUCUGUCUGUCUCUCUCUUAAUAUUCUGCCUUCACCCAUUUAUUCAUAGUCAGCAGCUGGUUGUACUGCAAAGAGCAGAAGAAUGCAAUUCUGUCUUAUUUCCAUGGGAGAGUCCAGAAAGGAUUAUAUGAAGUGGAAGAAAUGUGGGGGUACACCCAAGUGUAAUGGUAUAUAAGGUACAAUCCCUCUAUAAGACACUUUAUUAUAUGUUUCUCUUCUUUAAAUGGUUACUUAUGCCUCAGAUGGCUUUUAGAAGCUUGGUGAAAAUGUUUCAAAAGCAAAUUGUCAAAAUACAAUGCUAAUGAUUUACUUUAUUUUAAAUGCUAAUUAUUGCUAAACUGUUUACUUCAACAUGUUUGGGCUUCUUUUCCUCAUGGGCAAAGGUCAAUGCAGAGUAUUGGUGCCAAAAAAAUUGAAGUGCAGUGCUUAAUAAAAAGAAAAUACCUUAGUUUAAAAUAAAAUUGUUAAAUCCCAAUCAGCUCAAGAACACAGGUUGUACGCAUUUCGUGUGGUGGUUAGAUUAAUACAUUGCUAAACUAAACAGUUCUAAAAAAUGCUCAGAACUACAGCCAUCUAAAAAAACUCCUUUAAUUUUUGUAACUAUUGGGAUUAGGUGCUCAACAGAACUAAUGCAAUUUGCAUUUCGUAAAAAAAAAAAUAAUAAUGUUCUGUAAUAAAGAAAUAUAGAUGUUA